Molecule: messenger RNA, 7899 nt
Organism: Dreissena polymorpha
Lineage: Eukaryota; Metazoa; Mollusca; Bivalvia; Myida; Dreissenidae
Product: myosin-IIIa-like
Exons: 31
Coding region: 416-4171 (1251 amino acids)
Biological process (GO): regulation of DNA-templated transcription
Cellular component (GO): myosin complex
Molecular function (GO): cytoskeletal motor activity; ATP binding; protein binding
Source: RefSeq, a predicted model, not a curated record
CAGAGAGACGGUGUGGUGUAGCCCACUGUCCGAUGCGUUCAGAUUGCUGUCAUAGCUUAAAACCUAAGAAAGUCUAAGCAAACUGGAACACAUUAUUUUUUUAACUUUCUACAGAUAUAGUUAAACUCACAUGAAAGUGUACAUUAAAGGAUUAAAUGUUGUUACUGGACAUUCUCACAGCUUGUUCUUAAACCUAUAAAUUUUAUUAAAAUCAUAAAAAAGUGCCAAGUUAAAACCAUAGAAAAGGUCACACACCACCAUGUUACAGUCUGCAUACCUGGGCAUAGUGUUUCAUAACUGAUGUAAGUAUUUAAUAUAAAAUUGGGGACACUGCUUUCGCAAUAAACGUCUGAAGAGAUGCAGACAACGUGACUGUGCCAAGUCAAGGAGUCUUCUCAAGAGUUCAAAGGUUAACAUGGGACCUCCAACAAAAGGGGUCAGCACAGAUGACCUUGCUAAUGUGGGUGAGCUGGAUGAUCAGACACUUCUUGAGGAGUUGAACCACAGAUACAGAAGGGAUCUGAUCUAUACAUACAUAGGGGACAUUCUGGUGUCAGUGAACCCCUACAAAGAGUUACCCCCCUUGUACGGGGAUGAGAUUGGUCAUCGAUACGGGAAGGCCAAGUCUCUACGAGAGUUACUCCCCCACGUAUAUGCGCUUGGUUCCCGUGCCUUCCACAAUGUGCAGCGACAUGAGGGGAACCAGGCUGUGCUGGUCAGCGGGGAAUCAGGGGCAGGCAAGACAGAGAUUACUAAGAUGUUGGUUGCCCAGGUUUCAAGACUUUCACAGUGGAGUGGGGACUAUUUUCUUCAGGAACGAAUUGUUCAGAUCAACCCCCUGUUGGAAGCCUUUGGAAAUGCAUGCACUGUAAUGAACAACAACUCCAGCCGCUUCGGGAAAUUGAUUGAGUUGAUUUUCUCAGAGGAGGGGCAGCUGUUAGGAGCCGUCAUUACGGAGCACAUGUUGGAGAAGAGUCGGGUGACGAGACAGGGUCCCGGGGAGAAGAACUUCCAUAUUUUCUACGACUUGAUGUGUGGAUUCACACCUGAGGAGCGACAGAGAUACUUCCUGGCACAACCAGAGAGAUACAGAAUCCUAGACCCAGGCCAUGGUCAACCUGUGAUACCUACCCAGGCUGCAUUUGCGGCCUACAAUGGAGAUAUGGAGAAUCUAAGACGGAUCAUGCCAAUAGUUGGCUUCACUCCACAGGACAUGGAUGUAGUGUUUGCCUUGUUGGCUGCUAUCCUACACCUCUGUAACGUGGAGAUGGCGGUGGAGCCAGAGUCGGACGAGGUCAUGGUCAUGAACGAGGAGGAUGUAGACUUUGCUUCCACACUGCUGUCUGUUCAAGCAGAGGACUUAAUAACUGUGCUGAUGGCAAACAUAAACUGGGUCAGAGGUGAAAGGAUUGUGUACGUGAAGACACUCAACCAGGCUGUGGACGGCCGGGACGCCCUGGCAAAGGCCCUCUACAGUAAACUCUUCUCAUGGAUCGUCCAGCAGAUCAACUUCAUGUUGCACGAGGACGAGACCAGGGGAGGUGAGCACUACACUAUCAGUAUCCUGGACAUGGCGGGCUUUGAGCACUUCCAGGUGAACAGUUUUGAGCAGCUGUGCAUCAACGCGGCCAAUGAAAGACUGCAACACUUUUUCAAUGAGCACAUCUUCUCCCUGGAACUCCAGGAGUACACAACAGAGGGCAUCAAGGCACCCAAAAUCAAGUUCAGCAACAACACUGAGCUCCUGAAUAUGCUCUUUCAGAGGCCUAUGGGUAUUUUCUCCCUGCUGGAGGAAGAGUCAUCCCUGGCAAAGACCACGGACAUGUCAUUUGUUGAAAAGAUGAACAAGCAGUUUUCAAAAGCUGACCUUUACAAGAAGUCAAAGCAUCGAGACCCAGUGUUUGGCAUUGCACACUAUGCUGCAUUGGUUACGUACAACGCUGCAGGCUUCCUGGAGAAGAACCGUGACACGUUGAGCAGCAACAUGUCCAGUCUGAUGGAGAACAGUCAGAACAAUCUAGUCAAUGAACUCUUCACUGCCAAGGUCCUUGACACAGGAAUGCUGGAUAUGAGGUAUCUAGUCAAUGAACUGUUUACCGCCAAGGUCCUCGACACAGGAACACUUGAUAUGAGGUAUCUAGUCAAUGAACUCUUCACUGCCAAGGUCCUCGACACAGGAACGCUUGAUAUGAGGGGAGGCUCUAUGCGAGGCAAGUGGCAGCGUCCAGCUUUCAAUCAACCUGAGAGACGACACUAUGCCCCAGGAGAUAGCCUGUCACGGCAGGCAGGCAGGAAGAUACGACAGAAGAUGAAAGAACAGGCCAACUUUGUAGACAUUCCAGUAACAUCUAACCCUAAUUUCUCCAGUGCUCAUUUCAAGAAUUCCUUGCAGUUGCUUGUAACCAAACUGAAAAAUUCACAACCACAGUUUAUACGGUGCAUAAAACCCAACAGCGAGAAGUUACCGAACACGUUUGACAGCAAGCUGGUGCUGGACCAGUUGUCAAGUACAGGUGUCCUGGAGAUGACGAAGAUCCGUCGCCUUGGUUACCCCACCCGUCUGCCAUUCCAUGUCUUCCUGCAGAGGUAUAAGUUCAUCGCCUUCCCGUUGACUGCAUACAUUGAGCCAAAUCCUCAAAGCAUUUCUGUGAUACUUAAGGCUGCCCGGAUUGCUGAUGCUCAAAUUGGGCUGACAAAGGUAUUUCUCAAGUAUUUCCAUGUGGACCAGUUGAACUUGAUUCUGGACAAUCAGAUGGUGGCAGUCUCUCGGGUACAGGCCUGGCUGCGCUGCUACCGUGCCCGCCUGCGCUUCCACUACGACAUGAAAAUGGCCAGACAGGAUGAGGAAGAGAUGGGGUUGCUAGGCAACUACAUUUCUCACCAGGGGGAGAAUGUGUACCAGUUCAUAGCCAAUCAAAACCUUCUGGACAUGGAGAGAGCGGCACAUGAGGCCAGGCAGUUGCUUUUACAGCAACAGCAGCAACAGCAACAACUACAACAGUAUCAACAGGCGGCACAGAAUGGUCACCAUGGCAACGAUGGGAGGACUGCUCGAAUGUCUGAUGUGUUCUCGCCGACUGUUCGCAACAUCCACACUGACAGUGAUUUCUGCAAGUAUGUAUUGCAUGAAGUGUUGAAGAGAGCACAGGAUCUAGAGGCGGAUGUAUGGGGCAAGCUGUUCUAUAUGGAGUAUGACAGGACUGUGGCCAAGUUCUACCUCUGUGAUCAUAGCGUCCUCAUUGACGGAUCUCACCAGGAAUUUGAUGGCCGAAGAAUUGGACUUGGACCGUUCCCAAAUGCUGAUCGUGAUGAAAUCACCAGCGAGAUUCGAAAUUUUAUUGGACAGGGUAUAAAGCUUACAAAAGAGUCAGAUGGCAGCGUAGUGGCCACCAAACUGGGUAAGAAUGAUGUGGUCGUUAAGGGAUACGAUGAUCCAGCCAAUCACUGCCUGUCAGGGGAGGUAAUCCUUAAUCAGGGUCGUCUGCAGCAGGAUAAACCAGUGAAGAUAUUCGACAUGGAAGAAUUCAAGAGCCACAUUGGCCUUGCGCUGAAGGCUGGUUCAGAAGUGAGAGGGGAGAUAAAGGAGCGACUCCGUCUGCUCUCGAUAACCAGUCUAAGUUUAGUAAAAGAUGCACCAUCCAUGCUACAAACCCCCUGCUGGCUGUGCCUGGUCAAUAUUGCUGCCCUCCAUACAUUGGCUGACCCUGAAGUGAGAAAGGAGAUGUUACAGAGGUUUGUGCAGAUGUCACUCAAAGACAACUCGGAACAGGAAGAGGAAAAACGAGCUCUGCAGGAAGUGGCUGACAGGCAUGGUCGUAAUUGGUCCAAGUUAAACCCCCCGAAAGCUCAAAUGAAGAAGGAGCCGCUACGGAAAUCACGAAUUCAGAUCAAGCAGCAAGGAAAGAAAAUCAAGGACUAUCAAAUGGAGUAUAGCUGGGUGGAGGAAGGAAACAGUCCACAACUCGGGGAUGAUUUAGAUGAUGUAGACUCUCUGUUUCCAGCCCCAAACAAACGCACCACUCGCCAGGCCAGUGUAGCUAGCAGUGCCAUGUAUCCUGAUGCUGCCUCGUGCGUAAGGAAGGACUGGGCGAAGAUAAGAGUGACCAUGAAGCAAGAGGAGAUACAUCAGGCGGAGGCCCUGCAGAGGUCCAAACAUGGGCCCAAGGACUAGCAGGAAGCAUCAAACAUGGAGAUACUAAAUUCUUCUUGUUGCCAUAUUUGUUUUACUAUAUAAUACGUAAAUGAGAUGGUUGAUUGGUGCUUUUUGGAUAGAAAAGUCUGAUGCAAAUUUGCCUGCAACUGGCUACUUUGUUAAGAUUGUAUUAAGAGUCAGAAAUUAUUAAGUGUGAAAGUGCGUAGUAAGAUGGAGAGACAAUUUGCUUUAUUGUUUCAUUUCAAGAAAAAAAGUAAAUUAUUGUUUUUAUCUUAAAUAUUGAGGAAGAAGAUUAAUGUGAUUGUUUGCUUCACAUAAUAAUUCGAUUUUUUUUGUUAAGAAGUUAAUUACUAUGCCAAAGUUCAGCUGCUGUAAAUGGAAUGUGCCAUUUUUGUAUUCACCUUGGUGCCUUUGUCAACGUUCGUGCCUUCUAAGGCUAUACCAGACCCUGUAUUCACUAACCAAAUCUUAAACUAAAUACUAAGUAUAAAGAACUUUUCAGAAAGUGUGUGCUUAAAGAAUGCUAUUAAUUUGAAUCCUUCUCAGUGUUCAGCCCAUCAAAUUUUUACAAAUUUCAGCCAAUCAAAUAACUACAAUGUGAAUCCUACUAAGUGUUCAGCCAAUCAAAUUUCUACAAUUUGAAUCCUUCUUUAUAAGUGUUCAGCCAAUCAAAUUACUACAAUGUGAAACCUACUCAGUGUACAGCCAAUCAAAUAACGUUUUUGUUAAGAUUGACUAAAGUUAUAAUAUAAAUAAAAUCUAUGACUAUUCUAAAAACUACAGAACUGCCAUAAAGAAGCAGCCUUAUUUGUUUCAAACGUUCAGCUUCAUAUGUCUAUUUACUACAUGGACGCAAACUGAUGUAAAAAUUUGUAAGAACUAAUUAUCCCUGCAGUAAAUUAAUUUCCAUGUAAACUGUGACAAGCGGGUGCCAUGCAAAGGAUUAGACAAAAUUUAUAUGGGAAGAUGCAUUUACCACUGGAAAUUUCAAAAUCCUAGUUCAUUCUUUAUAGUUUUUGUUAUCAAUAUUGCAACUUAAAUUACCGGUACUACAUAAGUGGCAAUUGUACAAAGCCCAUAAUCAUACACCAAGGAAUUGUUUCUAAACUCUGUCUAGCAGUUUAAUAAAUGUUGGGUUGAUGAAUAUGGGGCACGGAUAUUAAUGGUCAAGAUGUAGAAAAGACAGUAAAUUUAAGAAUAAAACCUUGUUUUGUGUAAAAGGACAGUUAAACUGUUUUAUUCUGGCUAGAAAAACAAUAUUUCUUUGUUUAUGUAAUCUGUAAUUCUAUGAAAACUUGCUUUUGGGAAAAAUAAUUAGUUUACAUGUGUAUAAUUUCAAUGGUGUUUAAAGAAAUUUAUAGGAAUAUCUGCUAGGUCAAAACAGAUUCUAGAAAAUAUCAAUCAUGAUUAAACAUUGAACUUAGUUUUAGAACAAUUUUAUCACAGAAAAUGUUAUAGUGUCCCUUGAUUGAUUAUUUUUACCAGAACACGCACAAAUGUGGUGCAGUAUCAUAAAAUAUUAUUAAAGUGUUCAGGUACAGUGCUUUCUUGUAAUUAUACUAUUAAACUGUGUUCAACAAAGGUAUCAUAGUCUUGGUUUCAAACAUGUUCACAUCACAAUAUGUGAGGUGAGGUACUGCUGUUGUAUAACUAACUAUCAAAUAGUCACUAUGUUAUACAUAGUAAACAUGUUUGUAGUGAUUUUAAACUCACAUGAAAUCCACUAUUGUCCAUAUCACAGUAUUGUUGUGCUUUUGUCUAUUUUAUGUAUAUAGUAUAUGAAUUGCUAUAUCAUGAAGAUAUUGAAGUGUUUUUAAUGUUCAAGUCAAUGACUUGUUAUUAUAUUUUAUCUUGUUAGCUGGUAUUUCUUACAUGUUUUAUCUCUGCCAUAUCAAUAAAAAUAGUUCAUUUAUGUCUAUUUUAUUUUGUGUAUUAUUAUCUCAGUACUAAACAAGUGCACAAGUAGAUUUCUCAAGUACAAGGCAAAAGACAAACUGUUUAAAGUUGUCCACUGAUUGUAUACAUCCUACAGGUAAAUUGGAAGCAGUUCUAAAGAAAGAAAUAACAUUCCUCUCUAAGUGUUAUACACUAUUAGGUGUUGUGAGCUGUUGUUUAUAUACUUGUUAUUAUGUUGCCUCUAUUUCGUUGUAUUGUACCUUACAAUAAUUUGUCCUUAUACCUGUAUGUCAGGUUUAGGUGUGUAAAAUACAGUAUAGAAAAUAAAUACAUAUUUAAUUGCAAGGACCAUGCAUGCAAAAUAUGGACAGUUAUGCAAAGUAUUUAUGUAGUUCAGUACCGCCCUGGUUGCUCACAGCUAAUUUGCACAGUGCAAUAGCGCUUAAAUGUGUUUGAGCUGGGCUAUGGGAAAACAGGGCUAAAAUUGUCAUCCCAGAAUGGCCUGUGCAGUCUCCACAUGCUUAUCAGGGACAACACUUUAUCUUAUCAUCAGACGUGCAUUGUCGAAAUAAACAACUAUGGAAUAAAUUUUCCUCUAUUUCGGCAGUGCUGAAAUAUAGCUGUCACGCGGGGCGGAGAAUGGUCAAAUUACUCGGAAUCAACUAUAAAGUAAUCAUUUUAAGUAAAAUCGAAUCAGAUUCAACAAAACAAACAAUUUGAUACCAAGAUGUAAUAUAUUUUAAACAAAUAAUAUAACUCGAAAAGCAAAAAAACAUUAUUUACAAAUAUUAAGUGCGCGUACUCAUGACGUCAUUAUUAACACGUCAUACGACACAAUGCAUGUUCUUUCACGCUAAAGCUGCAGUUGUUUAGUGUUUUUUUUUUCAUUAUUUCUUAAAAAUCGGGGACGUAGAGGUAUGAUAAACAGAAAAACAGGUUAGUUACUGAUCUUUUUGUAAUGUAUUAGGCUCGGCACGAUUAAAAUAAUGAAACAAUGUUUGCUAAAAAUAACUUUGGGAUUUUCCGUGUAGUUCGAUUUUCCUAUUCAAUUUUUAAAGAAAUAAUUUACGACUAAGAAAAUUGAUGGGAUAAAUCGAAUACUAGGUCGAUGCCGAAUAAAGCAAAGUUUAAUUUGCUAGGCACGAAAAUCUGAACCACUCGCCAAGGCUCGUGGUUCAGAUUUUCUAAGCCUCGCAAAAUAAACUUUGCUUUAUUCGGCACCGACCUAGUAUUCUCUAUUUCCACUUUGACAGGAUAUUUUGAUUAAAGGAAGUCUCUUCUAAACAAAAAUCAAUUGUUAUCAGAAAGUGUCUUCCACAAUGAGCCUGUGCAGACUGCACAGGCUAAUCUGAGACAGCUCUUUGCGCACAUGCAAGUAAGCAAGGGUUACUUUGAUGUUGAAACUGCGGAUCCAUGCGCUCAUACAGGCUGCCAGGCUGAUCACUAUUUUGUUAUAUGGCCCUCAGUGGGUUUUCUAUUUCUUACUUAGUGAAUUCACUGAUCUAUUGGAAAUAAAAUGCAACUUGUUCUACUGGCCAUUUUGUAUUAAAGCAUUUCAAUUAUGAAAGUGAAAUAACUUGUAAUGCCACUUAAUAACCAGGGUACAUACUAAUUAUUUUGGGCUUUUACAAUAAUUGUGUUUAAAUCUGUAUUUCUUAAUGUAAAUGUAGAUUUUUUUCUUAAAAUAACUCCAUUUUGGUCAUUAACAUAUACAAUAUGAUAGUAUUAUACUGUAUUUGUGUAUGUUCCUCUGCCAUACUAGAUGUCUAUCUGUCUGUGAUUAUUUGCAUUUUAUUCUGACAGUUUGUUCUUGUUUUAAACAGCAAAGGAAUAAAUGUUUGUAAACUUGA